This is a messenger RNA of Sycon ciliatum, 4283 nucleotides long. RefSeq names its product ubiquitin carboxyl-terminal hydrolase 20-like. Gene Ontology annotation, cellular component: cytoplasm. Gene Ontology annotation, molecular function: cysteine-type deubiquitinase activity. The record is from RefSeq and is a predicted model, not a curated record. Lineage: Eukaryota; Metazoa; Porifera; Calcarea; Leucosolenida; Sycettidae. The coding region runs from base 163 to 3597 and encodes 1144 amino acids. The transcript has 24 exons. Gene Ontology annotation, biological process: protein deubiquitination.
UCCUAGAUCCUCAGCUAGCUACCCCGUGGACUUCACUGGCUGGAGUGUGCAGGCGCAUUUUGACGUGUGAUAGGCCUCUCUGUGUAUGUUCGGGAGCAAGCAGAGGUAGCUUGCUCGUGUUCUAGUCAGCAGUUAGUGAGUUUUCUGACAUGGUGUUUCAGUAUGCCAGUUGGCAAAGUUUCAGCUGAGCAAGAGGGCGAACAAUCUAGUCCUCGUCCGCUCGGAGCUGAGAAACCAGAGGUUCAAAAAUCGCUGCAGCAACGUCAAAACAAGCUCAUCCCACCGCAGCUGUGCUUCUCCUUCGGACGGCCUGUGUAUCUCUCGACAACCACAUGGUUUCUUCGACGAAUGGAAGGUGGAAGCAAACUGCCUGGUCUGCAGGGCAUUGGCAAUGCUGGCAACACGUGUUACAUGAAUGCCGCGUUGCAGGCGUUGGCACACUGCCCGCCAUUCAUGCUCUACUGCCUUGACUGUGAGAUGUUCAUACGGCAUCUCUCUGGCCAGGGGGUGGCCACUGUCUUCUGUUCUCUGAUGAAGCGGCUCUGGUCCACUGAAAGGUAUGAUGACUUCAUCAACCCAAGACCACUGGCUCGUGUGAUGAACAACCCAAUGUUCAUGGGGGUGCAACAGCAGGAUUCUCAAGAGUUCCUGCGCUGUCUCCUGGAUAUCAUGCACGAGGAGUUGAAAGUUGAAGUGCCCUCCAGACCAAGUGAAGCCCCUUCAAGAGCUAGUGGGUCUGUUAAGGACGCAGACUGCAGUUCUAACGGCAACUCCAACUCGGCAACGGCAGCGUCCGCGGCUGCAGCACCGGAACCGGAAUCGUCGUCACCUCCGCAGAAGCAGCCAUCACACCGCUAUGCCCUGCGCAGUCGUGGAGAGUGCAGUAGCAACGAGCCCGUCGGAGGUAGUCCCAAGAACCGGCAGCCAGCAGCAAGCCAUGCAGACAACACAACUGCAAAUGACGCUGGUGGCGACAUGCAGGUGGACGAGGUUUCCGCAGUGAAGGCCAGUGCGGAGAAGCUGCAAAUGUUUCUCCUGAGAACAGCCAUCGUCAGCGAUCACCAGGUGCCGAAACCGCGCCAUCAGCGCCUGCCCGAGCGCGAGCCGUUCACAGCGUACGAGCUUGACCUGGACGACUGGUCUACGCACCGUGUACGUCCUGUGCACUGUCCACACGGCACGUGUCUGCUGUGCAGUGCCAAGGCUAGGUACUUUCGCCGCUCUGCUCCGCACCUCAUCAUGGGCGCAAAGGACAAUGAGUCCGGCACGGCUGUUACACCACCACCUGAUGAUGAACUGAAGCAGCAGCAGCAGGAGGAACUAAAUUCACCAACGGCAGGUAAAGAAGAGCCAAUGGACACGACUGAGCAGGCUGAACUCACGGAAGAAUCCAUUGCUCCUUUGCAGCAGCAGCAACGGCGGCCAUCUCUGUCCAGGCAGAAUCGCGUGACAUCCACAGGCAGCUCGGCCAGCACGGCUCCUGAUCUGCAGGUGUCGACAGCCUCUCCUAUUGUCCAGAACGGCGUGCACACCUCGAGUGCAGCCACCGGUCCUGGUGAUAGCGAGCCUGCAGACUCAGCCAACGCUACGCUGAGUAUUGGCGAGUCCAAUGGCAGAGGCUCGGCCAACACUGCGUUGAGCAUUGGCGGGUGUAGUGGCGGGGGCUCGACCAACACGGCGCUGAGCAUUGGCGAGUGCAACGGUGAGGACUCCACCAACACGGCGCUGAGCAUUGGCGAAGACCCAACCAACACUGCGCUGAGUACUAGCGAGUGCAAUGGCGAGGGUGACGUCCAAAAUCCGGCACUGCAGCAUUCACCAUGUGAUUCCCCUGCACAAGAACCAUCCAGCAAUGCUAUGGAAGAGAAACAUGACCCAGGCUCGUCGACGUCGCCAUCAAGUAGCGUUCAGAACGGUGAACACCAGCAACAAGAAGCUGGUUCGCCAUCACGUCACCAUGACCAACAGGCAGAAGCAGAACAAACGCCGCAACUGGACAAUGAUGAGGCGGUCAAUGCACACGGCGAACCGAGCGAUUCAAGACCGACGUCCGUCCUGAGCGAUUCGAAAUUUCCCCCCGGUCUCAAAGCCAUGAUACAGGAAGCUGCGUCGGAUGAGUCAAGCGAUGAAGAGGACAGCACCUCAGAACAUUCCAGUGGUCGCAGCUCCACUCCCAGUGAGCCCGCCAAGGUUUAUCGCAGCAUUGUGACGGACAUAUUCGGCGGCGUUACACAAAGUAGUGUCUCAUGCAAUGCAUGUGACCAGUCGUCCAAACAAUGUGAACCCUUCCUAGACCUGUCCAUCAGCUUGCCAGAUGCGGAGCAAGUACAGGCGCUAAUAAAGGCCCGCGACGCAUCCAAGCCCCCGACGCUGGCUGAGCAGCCACGCACUGGCGAGGAUGGAGAGUCAAAUGUCGAGAAGGAGCCUGGUGGAGAGUUGUCGAACAAACCCCUUCAGCCCGGGGACAAGCCCAGCCUGGCAUCGAGGGUCUGGAGUGUUGUCAAAUCGGCACUGACAUCUCGUCAUCUGACACUAACCGAGUGCAUGGAUAUCUACUUCUCUCAGGAGGAGCUCACAGGUGCCAACCAGUAUCACUGUGAGAAGUGCAAUGCGAAAGUGGAUGGUGCUCGCAAGGUAUCUCUCAAGAAGCUGCCAGAGAUCAUGUGCAUUCACUUGAAGCGCUUCCGCCAUGAAUUGCAGUCGUCUUCCAAAAUCGGAGAGCCAGUGUCGUUCCCCAUGCAGAGCCUUGACCUCCGCCGCUUCCUGUCCGAUGAUGCGGAAGAGGAAGUCUCUACAUAUGACCUCAUAGCUGUUGUGUCGCAUAUUGGAGGUGUAGCGGGUGGCCAUUAUGUGACGUUUGUGCGCCACUUCUUGUCAAGCAACUGGUAUGAGCUUGACGAUCUCAACGUUCACCCUGUCACGGAGCAGUAUGUUGCUGGUGUGGAAGCGUACAUGCUGUUUUACAAGAAAUCUUCUCCAGAGAUGAGCACCGAACGGGCGAAUGUGAUGCGGCAGGUGGCCAAGGCUGAGUGUGAGCCUGGUCAAGAGAUGUGCUUCGUCUCCAGACAGUGGGUGCAUAGGUUCAACACUUGCUUUGAUCCUGGUCCCAUCACAAACAAGGACUUCAUUUGCGAGCAUGGUGGAGCUGGCAUCCACACCGCACAGGAGAUCUUGCAGAUGGUGACGUUUGCUCCGCGUCCUCUAUGGGACAGCCUCGUGGACCGGUAUGGCGGUGGGCCUCUUGCCACCACGCUGCGCGUUUGCAUGGACUGUCGACAAUCCUAUGAUGCCCUAUUACGUCGAAGGCACCUGGAAUACCAGAAGUUUGCUCUGCUCAACCAGCCCAUGCAGGAGGAUGGCCAGAUUAUUUUCUUGGUCGACCGUAACUGGUUCCUGCAGUGGCGAGACUGUGUGCGCUCAGAUGACCCGGAUGUGCGUGUGCCCGGUCCGUUGGAUAAUACCCGUCUCCUCGCCCAGUUACGUCGCUAUGGUACAAACCUUCCCAAGGGCUUGUUCCCAUUGGAGUUGACGUGGGACGCGUUUUUCUUCCUGUUCAGUCUGUAUGGCGGUGGGCCAGUUAUCUAUGCCAUUGGCUAAGGGCCAGUUGCUUUUUGAUUGCUUUCCAUUGAGAAAAAGGCACACAACAUAUUUCCCUUGAAGUACUACUCAGCACUAUCGACAAUCUCCAAGGGCAGUAGUAUUUAUGCCACCCCCUCCCCUCCCUCCUUGGCACCACUAUUAGAAAUUGUUUUAUCCCAGAGCACAAUCACCUGUGCACCAUAUUGAGUUUGUGUUAGUAGUAGUGUAGGACAAAUCAAUGUACACGUUCACCAUAGCCGUGAUCAUAUUGUGUACGCGUAUGUGCUGUGACGCCGCUGGGGUCUCCCCCCCCCCCCUUCCCUCGUUAGCCACAGCUUGCUAUAAUUAUUCUCCCACUAGAUUGUCACGUGAGUGAGUCGUCCUUGGCCGUGUGGCCCUGUGUCCUAUAUAAUUACUCUUGCUCCUCUCCCCGUCUGCUUCGUUGCACUUUUCUAGAUACUCCUCACUUCAUCACUACUCACUGCCCCCCCCCCCCUGCCCGCCCGGUUGGUCACAUGAUCAGAGGUCUUGUAACGCAGUGCCGUGAUUGCUUUGUUCUGUCCUUUUGCUAUUUUUUUAUAUUUUUUUACAAGAGAUCCUCAUUGUUACUGAGGGGUUCAUUGUGCACUAUCCUUAUGGUCAUAACAGCCGCUGAAUCUUUUUUGCUAAAGAACACAACAUCUGUUUGAACAGAUGAACCCUUA